GGCCUGACUGCUAAACCACUGAUAGGAUUCACAGGAAACCAAGGGAAAAUCUCAAUACCGCAGUCGGAGAAUCCAAAUGAGCUGCGAACAUUUACGUUCUACCUGUCCAAUGUGGGAAAGGACAAUCCCCAGGGCAGCUUCGACUGCAUUCAGCAGUAUAUUACAAGUGAAGGGAGCAUACAGCUGGACUGCCUGGGAGGGAUCCAGGACAAAAUCACGGUAUGCGCCACGGACGACUCCUACCAGAAAGCCAGGCAAAGCAUGGCUCAGGCCGAGGAGGAAACCCGCAGCCGGGGAGCCAUCGUCAUCAAGCCUGGCGGGAGAUACGUGGGUAAGCGUGUACAAAUCCGGAAGCCGAUAACGGGUGUGUCGGGUGUGACACAGUCACGAAACUUCUCACGGCCGGUCAUCUCCAGCAGUCUGAAGAAGAGCCCGCCGCGGCCACUGAGGGAACGGUUGGUGCAUUUACUGGCCCUAAAACCCUACCGCAAACCCGAACUCCUGGUGCGGCUCACGAAGGACGGCCUGUCUCCUCAGGACAAGGAGACGCUGGACUGCCUCCUGCAACAGGUGGCUAACCUGAAUAGUAAGGACAACACCUUCACAUUGAAGGAUUGCUUGUUUAAGGAAGUUCAGAAGGACUGGCCUGGUUAUACUGAGGUGGACCAGCAAAUUCUGAAGAGAAUUCUUGUACGAAAACUGUGUAAGCCUCAGAGCAGUGGCCCUGUGCCUGGGGAGAGUCCGGUCAGCCCGCACAAAGAGCCAGACAGCAGCCCGCCCUCUCAGAAACGACCUGCAGCAGAGUUCAUCGAUCCUUUGGCCAAUAAGAAACCCAGAAUAUCACAUCUAGCCAGUAAGUCUACAGGGCUCAUCAAUGGCAAACUGAGCUCAUCCAAUGGGAAGGACUCAUCUAGUUCUCAAUCAGCAGAGACGUUGUCGAGCUCCCACUUCCCUCUGCUGGAGAUCCCCCGACCCUUCGACCCCCUUUCGGAUGUCAGCAAUGACUCCAAUGGCCGAGACUGUGAAAGUCAGGAGGCGGCGGUGGCGGAGAGACUGAGUCAGCCCCCUUCAUUCGCCCCUCGCUCCACAACGCAAGAGGAAGGCCUGGGCUCCACAUCCCCGGCCCACAGCAGCUUGGACGGGUCUCAGACCCAGAGCGCUCAACCCUCCCUGCAUGGCAAGUCAAAGAAGAAGUCCAAAAAACACAAGGACAAAGACAAGUCCAAGGAGAAAGACAGGGACCGAGAGUGGGACAUGAAGAAGGAGAGGAGAGUUGACGAAGACCGUGGCUUGGAUCAGAGGAAACCCUGUGAUGUCACAACGAGCGAUAGGAGCCCAGGUCUGAACGGAACGUGCCAUAGCUCCAGUAUUCCUGCAUCUUCGUCAGAGACGGCAGACUAUUUAUUAAAGUACACCAUGAUAAGCUCACAAGAGCAACGUCAGAGUUACAAAAACGACUUCAACGCAGAGUACAGUGAGUACCGGGGCCUCCACGCACGGAUAGAGAGCAUCACCCGACAGUUCACUAUACUCGACUCCGAGCUCAAACAACUCCAGCAAGGCACAGAUAAGUAUAAGACAAUCCACAAUCAGAUACUUGAAGAGUAUCGCAAAAUCAAAAAGACUAAUCCAAACUAUAGCCAAGAGAAGAACCGCUGUGAAUACCUACACAACAAACUGGCACAUAUAAAAAAACUGAUCGCAGAAUAUGAUCAACAGCAACUGCAAAACUGGCACUAAUAACAAGAUUUUUUUUCUCUUUUUUUUCUCCUUAAUCUUUCGGUCUCUUUUGAGAGAGAGAGAAUGUCUGGAUUAUUUGUUUUGUUUUGUUUUUUUGGCUUGCUCUAAAAACAAGUUGCUCUAAUGUAAAAUGCCACGAAACGGAUUUGUUUUCUUUUUUUUUUCCCCCGUAGUGGGCCAAGUGCUCUAGUAAGGACAAUGCAUACCCAUGAUUUUCAUUUUUUAUGGGACUAUAGGGACAUGGGUGUACUACUCAGCCAUGCUUACCUGUGUAGCCUAAUGCAUUAUGGGAUUGGUUGCCAGCUCCCUUCCCUUCUCAAAGGUCUCAGAGUGUGAAAGGAAAAACGGUUCUUGGGAGAUCUUUCCGAACCGUGAUAACCAACACCCAUUCCCAGAAUGAGAAGUGAAGGUUUAGAAAAAAAUUAAAUGGAUUUUUUUUUUCCUGUAUGUACUAAAAUGGAAGGCCCUAAUGCUAAACUAUAUUUAUUUUCGUCUUCCAUAGGGAUACAUCAGUCCGGUUAUGAUUUCACACAGCUAAACCUCUUGUCCCGUCCCUUUGGUCUGUCUUUCUUUAAUCAGUCAGUAUUUUAUGCAAAAGCUGCCUUGGAUUUCGAGAGAUCCCUAUUGCAGUACACCUUUUUCCCCCCCUUGUUUUCUUAUUUUUAGAGUGCUGUAGUGUCUGAAAUAGCACUAUUUGGCUCCUUAUUUUGUGCAAUGCGCUAGACCACGUGAAAUGGACAUGAAUUGGAUGCCCAUGGGAAGAAGAUAACCGUCUGUUUAGAGGCUUGGACAGUAUCAGUAUUAAUAUACUA
This is a messenger RNA of Sinocyclocheilus anshuiensis, 2552 nucleotides long. RefSeq names its product RNA polymerase II elongation factor ELL-like. The annotation marks the transcript as partial. Gene Ontology annotation, biological process: positive regulation of transcription elongation by RNA polymerase II; transcription elongation by RNA polymerase II; snRNA transcription by RNA polymerase II. Gene Ontology annotation, molecular function: cis-regulatory region sequence-specific DNA binding. Lineage: Eukaryota; Metazoa; Chordata; Actinopteri; Cypriniformes; Cyprinidae. Gene Ontology annotation, cellular component: transcription elongation factor complex. The transcript is spliced from 11 exons. The record is from RefSeq and is a predicted model, not a curated record.